UCUCACUCAACUCUUCUCCAGGCAAGUUGUAUCAAGAGCUCUUAAGCCUUUUCUUUCUUUUUCUUUUUUGGUUAUUUCAUUGUUUUUUCUUCGUCUGCGUAUUGAAUAAAUCCCUUAAAAAGAAUUAAUGUUUAUUCGUUCCCGUUCUUUCACAUCAUUAAUUUCACCAAAAAGAUCCAAUUUUUCGCUUUCAAAAUUUGCUCUUUUCUCCACAUUUGCAUCAUCAGCAGAAAAACUUAUGACCCAUUUGCAGAAAAAUGAAUCGAACGUCGAAAAAUCCCUCGACAGAGUGAAAAUCAAACUUAACACAGCAUGCAUAAAUGAAGUUUUGCAGAGAUGCUCCGUAGAUAAACCCCAAAUGGGUCUUAGAUUCUUCAUCUGGGCUGGCCUUCAACCCAAAUACAGGCACUCUGCAUAUAUGUAUGGCCAAGCUUGCAAAUUGUUGGAAAUUAAGCAAAACCCACAAUUUAUUAGUGAUGUAAUUGAAGCAUAUAGGAUGGAAAACUGUGCUGUUAGUGUUAAGAUGUUUAAGGUGUUGUUGUAUUUGUGUAGAGAGGCUAAAGAUGCAAACUUGGGGUUGUGGGUAUUGAGGAAAAUGAAGGAGUUUAAUUGUAGGCCUGAUACGACUGCAUAUAAUGUGGUUAUUGCUAUGUUUUGUGAGAAGAGGGAGGUUGAUGAGGCAAUGAAAUUGAUGGAAGAGAUGGGUUUGAUUGAACUUUAUCCGGAUAUGAUCACAUAUGUUGCAGUACUUAAGGGGUUAUCUGAUAUUGGGAGGCUGGAGGAUGCAUUCCGGCUUGUUAAGGCUAUGAAAGGGCAUGGUUGUGUGCCCAAUGCAGUUGUCUAUUCAAUACUGCUUGAUGGGAUAUGUAGAUUUGGGAGUUUGGAGAGGGCAAUGGAGAUGUUGCGGGAAAUGGAGAAAGAAAGUGGGGAUAGUAAACCAAAUUUGGUUACUUAUACGGCUGUGGUUCAAAGAUUUUGUGAGAUGGGUCAGUCUAUGGAUGCAUUGACGAUUUUAGAUCAAAUGAGGGAAUUUGGAUGUAAGCCAAAUAAAACCACGAUGAGUGUCUUGAUUAAGGGGCUUUGUGCUGAGGGGCGCAUAGAGGAGGCCUAUAAGGUCAUUGAUAAGGUUGCCGGAGAGAGUGUGUCAUAUGAUGAAUGCUAUAGUUCUCUUGUAUUAUCGCUCUGGCAGGUUGGAAAACUUGAGGAGGCAGAGAAGGUUUUCAGGAUGAUUCUGGUUCAAGGACUGAGGCCUGAUGGUGCUGCUUCAAGUACUGUCUUGAGGCAGCUUUGUUUGGUAGGACGGUGGCUUGAUGCAUUCCGCUUGUGUGAAGGGAUUGAGGAUUCUGGAAAUGUAUCCAUUGAUGCUGACAUUUAUUCAAUUCUUUUGGCUGGACUCUGUCAAGAAAAAAAAUUGGUAGAAGCUGCAAAGCUUGGAAAGCUAAUGGUGGAGAGAGGUGUCCAGCUACAAGCUCCUUAUGUAGAUGAUGUGGUUAAACAUCUGAAAAAUUCUGAUGAAGAAGAGUUGGUUUCCAAAAUCUCUAGGAUCAGUAGUUGAUGAAGAGCAGACUGUUUUCUAUAUGUGUUCCCUGAAAGAUGCUGAAGUUUCUUCCCAGCAUAGAUAUUUGUACAAGAAAUUGUUUGGCUAUAGAAUAUUGCAUCUGAUUUGUAACCUGGCUCUUGAACUUGACAGCAUUAUAUUUCAGAUAUCGGUAAGCGUUGUCCUCAACAGAUGGUCAAUUUAUUGAUCUUUUUGCAUCUUAAUUGCCUAGUACAGUACCAAGUGAGAGUAUUAGGAUCACAUGUACAACAUGCAAAAUGUUGGCAACCAGGAUGCAGUAAGAAUGGAAGGGAAAGGACCAGUCUCAGGCAGAUUAUCAUUAUUGAGGACCAAUGAGGCUUGUACUGGCUGAGCAUAAUGCAGUUUCUUUUGAGGCUAAUGUAACCCAAUUGUAGUUUUUGAAGCUUGACAACCCUUGUUGCAGCAGUUUUAGAUGAUUUACAGAUUCAGUUCCUUCUGGGGCAUUGGAAGUAGAGGGCCUAUUCAGGAAGAGUUACUAUUUCCUCUUCUUGACGGCUAGCGCAGCCCAACCACCUCUUGAACUAGCUAGAAUCCCGUAGCUGGACUAAGAGUUGCAGAAGCUUUUGAAAGACAAGGUAUCUGUUCGUGUAGUCAGAACUGGAAAGUGUGCAAUCAAUAAUGUGGUUAUAACAGCGCCUGGAGUGUUGCAGGAAAUGGAUUCUUCACGCUUAGGACGUGGUACAGGACGGUGCCAAGUUUGCUGUAAACAAGGGCAAUCUGGGAUUGAAUAAUUGUCGAUGCAUUUAUUCUGAACCAUGUACAACUUUGUUAAUGAAUUGUAAAUCAUCAUGGAUAACUCGUAGAAGUUCGCAAAGGUAGUGUGAGAAUCAUGUAUGAAAUGGAUUUUGUGAUUUUGGUUUAUAUGUUUUGAUCUUACAGUUUUUGAA
Molecule: messenger RNA, 2466 nt
Organism: Coffea eugenioides
Lineage: Eukaryota; Viridiplantae; Streptophyta; Magnoliopsida; Gentianales; Rubiaceae
Product: pentatricopeptide repeat-containing protein At5g47360-like
Exons: 3
Coding region: 128-1555 (475 amino acids)
Molecular function (GO): protein binding
Source: RefSeq, a predicted model, not a curated record